AUGUUGUACGAACUGAUUGCAAUUGUCCGUCCCGGCAGCCUCCAGGAGGUUCGCGAUAUCGCCCGCAACGCCGGUAUCCAGGUCCUCCGCUCCGGCGGCGUAGUCCGCGGAUACACCAACUGGGGCACUUUCCGUCUGCCCCGGCCCACGACCAAGCACCAGGCCCGCUACAAGGAAGGCCACCACUUCAUCAUGCGCUUCGAUGCCUCCGGCCCCGUGCAGGCCUCAGUUCGCAGAACCCUCGGUCUCGAUCCCCGGAUGAUUCGCUUCUCCGUUGUGAAGCUCGGCGACAAGCUGGAGGAGAUCAAGGACAUCGAUGGCAAGGUCGAGUGGAACAACAACCGCAGCGUCUUCGAGUCGGUCUAA
Molecule: messenger RNA, 366 nt
Organism: Aspergillus ibericus CBS 121593
Lineage: Eukaryota; Fungi; Ascomycota; Eurotiomycetes; Eurotiales; Aspergillaceae
Product: mitochondrial 37S ribosomal protein bS6m
Exons: 3
Coding region: 1-366 (121 amino acids)
Biological process (GO): translation
Cellular component (GO): mitochondrial small ribosomal subunit; ribosome
Molecular function (GO): small ribosomal subunit rRNA binding; structural constituent of ribosome
Source: RefSeq, a predicted model, not a curated record